Molecule: messenger RNA, 1062 nt
Organism: Coccinella septempunctata (seven-spotted ladybird)
Lineage: Eukaryota; Metazoa; Arthropoda; Insecta; Coleoptera; Coccinellidae
Product: F-box only protein 6-like
Exons: 2
Coding region: 27-971 (314 amino acids)
Biological process (GO): glycoprotein catabolic process; SCF-dependent proteasomal ubiquitin-dependent protein catabolic process
Cellular component (GO): SCF ubiquitin ligase complex; cytoplasm
Molecular function (GO): protein binding; ubiquitin protein ligase activity
Source: RefSeq, a predicted model, not a curated record
GGUCAAAAGCAAAAGAUAAUUUUGGUAUGGGUUCAAUGUAUAGCUACGACUCCUAUAAAAAUUCAAAUAUGAAUAGUAACCAGAGUGAUAUGAUAGAAGCCUUGGAUUUCAAUUUUCCAGACGACGACCUCGAAAACGGACUUUAUUUGAGCAAUAUUUACUUACCAGAAGAGAUUAUAAUUCACAUUCUGAGUUUCGUAUCGAUCAGGGAUAUCUUAAAACUCCGUUUAGUUUGUAAGAAAUGGUAUAAUUUGUUGAAAACUCAUAGUUUAUGGUCUACUAUUUUUCUAAGAAUAGGAAGAAAAUCCCCUAGGCAACUUCCAUGGUAUGUGUGCUAUAAGUGCUUAGAUAAUAGUAUCCUGGAUAAGAACUUAUUGAAAAAUAAUUGUGGUCAGGAAAAAUUCAAACACUGGAUAAUACUUGAAGAUGGUGGCCAUAGAAUGAAAGUCGAAGAGACUCCAAUUGGCAGUGACCCAAUCCCAAAUGAUAUUCCAGAUUUCAAUGGGGCUAAAAGUUGUUUUGUAACAUCUUUCACCUCAGGUACUAAGGUGCAAAUGAUACAGAUUCAAGGAAAUCUAUCAAAAUAUAUCAUAAAAAAGUUUAAACCUCACAUCUAUAUAAGUGAAUGGUAUGCUGGUCGUUUUGAUUGUGGAGGUCAUUAUGAGUUGAAAGCAAUUAUUUAUCGAAGACCUAAAGAAUCCACGGCUCAGAAAGAUGGUAAUAAUGAGGGUCAAUACCCAAUUAACAUUGAGGAUGAAAUAAUUCUUGAGAGGAAAAAAGAAAUACAGUUUGGUGGAAAUGAAGCUGCACAGUGGCAAAAGGUGGAGAUAGUAAUUGAAGAUUAUCCUGAUGAUAUUGAAGGCAUUCUGUUUGAGCAUAAAGCAAGAGAUAAUCAAUUUUGGGCUGGACAUUAUGGCCCUAAAAUGGCUGGAGGAGUGGUCAAGUUUUUAUCGGAUAGCCUUGGACAUUAGAUGGAAAUUCUGAAAAUUAAUUUUUACACUGGAAUUAUAUAUACUCAUAUAUAUACACAUAUAUAUUUUAUCUGAAUAUUAUAACAUUUUU